AACUGAUGAGCAGCCAAUUCUUAACUCGCGACAUUGGAACGCCGGCUACGGCAAAAUGGUUAUGGCUGAGCGGGCCACGACGUGUGACUUCUUUACCGGGUCAAUCCUUCUCCGUCUCCGUCUCCGUCUCCGUACGUGAACCUUUCACGACGGCUACGGCACUUGGCCACAGCAUGCUCCACCGUACGAAGAGACGACCGACCGGACCAUACACGCGUUCUGUACACUUUGCUUGCACCCGUGCGGGUGCGACACAAACCACAACCAUUCAAAACACAGACCCAGGACGCGGAAAAACCAACGAAACAUCCUCGGCGCAGGCCGCGCGCCCGCCGGCGGAAGCGACGAGUCGACGACGACCGCGCCGGCACGUACUCACAAACCCACCCCCGCCGGCCGGAACCACCCGCGCCUUCCCUGCCGCUGACGCCCUCCCAACGCAAUGACCUCCCUGACAUAUAUAAACCCCCCCCGCGCGCGCUCCCUUCCACGCCACCACUUCGCGCGCCCAGCUUCUCCCCUCUCCUUCCUCUCCCCUCCCUCCGCACUCCACGCAAACCAGAGCCCGCGCACGCAACCGGCCGACGGCGCCAAACAAAACGGCACGCGACGCUCAGCGAGGGCCGCGAGGAAGCAAUAGCAGAGGGACCGGAUGGUGUUCAGCGGCGCGUGGCUGGCGGCGGCGGCGCGGGUGCCGGCGGAGCUGUGCCAGGGCCCGCCGCGGCCGGGGCAGCGGCGGCGGCUGCGGGCCGACGAGGUGCUGCGCGCGCUGCUCACGCCGCCCGCGCGGGAGCUGGAGCGCCUGGCCGACUGCCUCUACGUCUUCUUCUGCCUGCCGCUGCCGGAGCCGGACCAGUACUACGUGCCGGCGUCCGGGCGCGGCGGCUGGGUGGCGCGCCGGCCGCCCGGCGCCGUGCUGUACAGCUACCGGCGGUCCCUCUCGCUCUCCUCCGACGGCGGCUCGUCGUCGUCCACGUGGAUGGGCGGCUCCGACGAGGAGGGGCUGUUGUAUUACUCGGACGACUAGGAAAGCAGCCGUGAUGUGCAUGUGUACUAGCGAUCGUCGUGUCGGGCUUGUGUUAGCUAGGCGGUGCUGCCGUUUUGUCCGUUCCAUUCUUUGUAGCAACUGUAUAAACGCUGUACAUAUUGGUUUGGUUGGUUGGAUUCAGCGAGAAAUCAAGACGGUUUUUCGCA
Molecule: messenger RNA, 1194 nt
Organism: Triticum urartu
Lineage: Eukaryota; Viridiplantae; Streptophyta; Magnoliopsida; Poales; Poaceae
Source: RefSeq, a predicted model, not a curated record